AGAAGCCAUUUUUGUUUCAUGUCUGAAAACCUUCGUUGACUAGAAUCUGAUGCAUAUUGGGCUCUGUGAAGGACUGGAUUACAAGACGCAGCCAAGUUUGGAGAGGUGUCCAGUAUACAAGGGUUGAGACACCUGAAGCCUUUAUGCAUCCCAUCUGUGGAUGGGUACCAUGAAUUGUGAAGAACCGAAUGUGGAGAGGGCUGUUCUCUCCUGGUCCAGAUUUGCUACAGCUGGCCAGACUGCCCUUAAGGAGGCCCUGAAGGUCUUCAAUCCCAUUUCCCAGGACCUCUCUGAGACAGAGAGGCAAAUGGUAUCUUUUCUUCAGGCGUUAAAAGAUGAAGGACGUAAACCAGUGGUGCUAAGAAGCAAAGAUGUAUAUGGGUACAGGUCUUGCACAACACAAUCUCUCACAACAGAGAUUGGCAGUAAGAUUCCAAGAGUACAAAAACCUUGUAAGAAACGAGGUCGAAAGACUUUGAUAAAGAACAAGGAUGCCAGUUCCUCGGUUUUCGGUACAACCGCCAAGGCCAUCUUACAAAACCAGCCCAAGAUUCUACUGACCAAUCUCUCAGUAGAUACUCUCAAGCAGACUGUUUCACCAAAACCAUCAGUGCCGAUUCCAAGUUCUGUUCAAGUGCAGCAGUGCCUGAAAUUAACAAACAUAAAGGGUGUUACUGGGGGCCAUACUGCAAGGCUGCAAAUUCACUUUGGUGUGGACUCGCAAAGCACGAUCAGUCCCAGUGUCCAUUGCCCACCAACUCUCUCUGGGAUACCACACUCUCCUUCAGAAAACAUCACUCAAACAUCAAGUGUAGUAGCUCUGGACAAUAAAAGAGUUUUGUCCUGUCCUGUUAAAGUGGAUGAUGCCCUCAUUGGAGAUUCUGCCCCAAUUGUUUGUCAAAAUGGUAUUAGUCUGAAAGAGGGUAAAAAGGUCCAGAUAAUAUCAGGUAAAUCUGGUGUAAUGAGCAAUGGUUUGAACUGUGAGGACAGUGAUUCAUUGAGGAGGCUGAACUGCCAAGGUUUAGGCUGGUCUCAGCCAGCCCUCGUCACAAAUGGCCAAGACGUGUCUAAACUGCAUGGAAAUAGUCUUCAGUGGAAAGUCAUCAAAGUGGACGAGUCUGUCACUGAUGAGGAGGUGAGGAAAGAGGCUCAGAAAAUCUUGCGAGUCAAUUUGUCACCUGUGAUACAGAUUCAUCCACUUGUACAUUCUGUAUAGACUAGAGACAUCAAAAGUGACUUUUAUAUCCACAUAUGCUAUUAGAAUUUCUUAUACUGGGGUGUUACUUGGAUCAAAACAUGAUUAUUUCAGUCUGAGUGGGAGUUUUAUCUCAAAUUAUGCAUUUUUCACAUGUAUGACCAACGUUGGUGAUCCAAGGAGGGAAAUUAGUUUGAUUUUCCGUUACAUAAGUGUUUCUUUUAUUCAUUGGAAUUUUGCCUUGAUUUUGAUAAACUAAGCUAAACGAAAUAACCACAUUGUAUCACUAUGCAGUGUUCCUAUAUGGUCCCCCCCUUUUUUUGGAACAGGCUCCCUGAGAAACAGAAUUUACAAAUUAAUCGGAUUUCUAGUGUGACUCUGUAAUGUUGGUUUAGAGAGAUACAUUAUUAUAAUUUGUUAUAUUUCAGUUUGCUAUUGUUUUUGAAAUGCCUUGACUAUGUUUUUAAUUGUCCAGUGCAUAAGUCUGUAGGCAUAGACUGCAUAACAUUUAAGUUUUAAUGGUACAUGGGGGUAGGGGUAUGUUUAUUCCCUAGCAUGUGUCACAGACCUGAUUGUCACAGUGAGUCUUGCUUGUCCAGUACCGUGGUAUGUUGAAGAUUGGUUCAAAUAACAUUGGCUUGAGUUAGAGGCAUUUUUACCAAAAAAAACCCAAAAAACCUACAUUCGAUUUGAUGCUGAAUAUUGAGUACAGAUUUUUGUUGUGCCCACAGAAUUGCUUAGUAUUCGUCCUGCUUUAACAGACCUGCUUUAAUUCAACAGCUCAUUUUGAGAUUAAUCAGAUGUAUUAGAGCAGAGAAAAACCUAAACUCAUCUGUGGUCUGACUUUACAGAAUUAAAGCUGCACUGCAUUUUUUUCCUGUUCUUGAUGCGUCCCUGUAAUAAUACGAGAGUUACAUCUAGUGAGAACUUGCUACUAAUUUGAAUCUUAAGUUAAUUACCCUAACUCUGGGACAUGGUUUCCUCGGAGACAAUGAUCAGUUCUCCUCCUGCUUGUCUGCAUACACCAUAAGCAGCAAGCAUAUAUAUGUUGAGAGUAUCACUAUAAACACUCAACCAAGAGAACUGGAAAUAGUGCAGGCCUGGUCAGGACUUGGCAGUGCAUAAUAAAUAAACAGUCCUUACUUCCUGUACCAUUUAAUAGAUCAGGAGCACUAUGAUAGAUUAAUUUCAUCACAGGGCAAAAGAAAUGGCCUUAUCUUUUUUUUUUUUUCUUUUUUUUUUUAAAUAUAUAAAUGUUACAGAAUAUAUUUUAUUCUGUACUUCUCACUCCAUUUUUUUAAAUGAGACAACACUGGUAUUUUGGUGCUCAAUGAUUACAAUGUUGCCAUAGCCACUAGCAUUCACACUUACAUAAUAAAUUGCUGACAUUGAUGGCCUAGAGCCUGAUUUAACUUUCAAUAACCAUAUUAACCAACACCUUUGUGAUUCCCAUUUUAUUUCUUGUCUAAUGACUGAUGGUGAGAGUUGAGCUUGGCAUCUUCUCAGCCUUCAGUCAGCAGAACUUGCAACCGAGAGGUCCAUCAAGUUUAAUAAAACCCCUAAAUGUUUGGGCUUACACAUCCCAACAAUUCUGUUUCUCUAUACCUUUUGUGUCCAUAUUGCCAUGGUGACGGUGACAAACACAAACACGCAAAAAAAAAAAACAAACCAAGUUUUUUCCCCCCAAAAAAUACUGGCUAAAAGGCUCAUUUUGAGGUCGUAUAUGCAUAUCUUUAUUUUUUUCAUCUAAUGAUUCUCUAUAUACAUAGCUUGAGCUUAGAUAUGGAUGUAUUUUUCAAGACUAUUGCAGUGUAUAUGUCAGCAAAUGUUCAUGAUUUUUUGCAGAAUCUAACUGUACACUCUUAAAUACUGCAGUUUUUACAGAACACUUAACCUGUGUACACAGUUGAACUGUUUCAAAUGAGCGUUCAGCCGUUCCUCAUGACUUUGUUAUUGGAAUAAUUUUGUGUUGGGAGAAGGACGUUAUGCCGGAAGCCGCAAAACACCUUUUUAAGGCUAUUUCAGUCUGUAACAGAAACCAUUGCCGAGACAUCCAGAACAACUUCAUCUUUUAUUACUGAAUAAUCUUUUCCAUUCAGUUGAAUCUGUGACCUUGAACUGUAAAAUGUCAGUGUUGUAUCUUUAGUUAAUAUUAAGAAGUUGUGAAUUAAAGUAUUUAAAAAUGA
Messenger RNA from Pangasianodon hypophthalmus (striped catfish), 3381 nucleotides. It is a transcript of the gene ccdc71, whose product is annotated as coiled-coil domain containing 71. The coding region runs from base 161 to 1216 and encodes 351 amino acids. NCBI's taxonomy places the organism in Eukaryota, Metazoa, Chordata, Actinopteri, Siluriformes, Pangasiidae. The record is from RefSeq and is a predicted model, not a curated record. The transcript has 3 exons.